GGUAGCUUGCGUCACCUCGAGACACAUCUAGACGCAGCCACCAGACGCUUCUCCUCCCCAGUCUGCCUGACCUGUUGCUUAGGGACACGUCCCACGGCUUCUCCUGACGCCUGCCUGAUCGACCAUCACUUCCUAGAGAACAAGGAGGAAGGCCAACACAGGAAAUCAUGCCACCGACGGCCGGACAGCAAUGAGUGGGUGACGCCAAGUUGACGUCAAAGACAGAGAAGACAAAGCCCAAGAGCAGCUCAAAGUUGAGACUCCUUGCGGCACCAGCUCUUCCUCUCGGUGUGGCAUUAAGCCUGGCUCCUCCUGGUGAAGUCAUCUUGGCUUGAUAUAGUGUAAGUCUUCAGACCCUUGGACCGUAGACACCAUGGAGAGUCAGGUGUUCAGUGUUCAGCAAAUCCAACCCAACGUCAUUUCUGUCCGCCUCUUCAAGCGCAAGGUUGGGGGUCUGGGCUUCCUGGUGAAGGAGCGAGUGAGCAAGCCGCCCGUGAUCAUCUCUGACCUGAUUCGGGGGGGUGCUGCGGAGCAGAGCGGGCUCAUCCAGGCCGGCGACAUCAUCCUCGCAGUCAACGGCCAGCCUUUGGUGGACCUGAACUAUGACAGUGCCCUGGAGGUGCUCAGGGGCAUUGCCUCUGAGACACAUGUAGUCCUCAUUCUGAGGGGCCCUGAAGGCUUCACCACUCACCUGGAGACCACUUUCACCGGGGAUGGGACCCCCAAGACAAUCCGGGUAACACGGCCCUUGGGUCCCCCCACCACAGCUGUGGAUCUGUCUCACCAGUCAUCUGCCAGCAAAGAGCACACACUGGACGGGGCCACAGGUCCUGGCAAUGGGCCACAGCAUAUCCAAGACAGUGGCCAGCAAGCCAGCUCACUCUCGAAUACCAACAGCCUGGCUCCCAGACCCCCGAGCCAGGACUCUACCAAGAAGAGUACCGGGGUUGCUCUCCAGGACAGCCAGAACAAUGAAUUGCUCAAAGAGAUAGAGCCUGUGCUGAGUCUUCUUACCAGUGGAAACAAAGGGGUCAAUGGAGUGGGACCUUCCAAAGCAGAGACAAAAGAUGCAGAAGUCCAGGUGGACAGAGGUAUGGACAGCAAGUCACACAAACCACUGCCCCUUGGCGUGGAGAAUGACCGAGUCUUCAGUGACCUGUGGGGGAAGGGCCAUGUGCCUGUCAUCCUCAACAACCCGUAUUCAGAGAAGGAGCAGCCCCCUGCCUCGGGAAAACAGUCUCCCACAAAGAAUGGAAGCCCCUCCAAGUGCCCCCGCUUCCUCAAGGUCAAGAACUGGGAGACGGAUGUGGUUCUCACUGACACCCUCCACCUUAAGAGCACAUUGGAAACGGGAUGCACCGAGCACAUCUGUAUGGGCUCCAUCAUGCUCCCUUCUCAGCAAAUACGAAGGCCUGAAGACGUCCGCACAAAAGAGCAGCUCUUUCCUCUCGCCAAAGAGUUCAUUGAUCAGUAUUACUCGUCAAUUAAAAGAUCUGGCUCCAAGGCCCACACAGAGAGGCUGGAAGAGGUGAACAAAGAGAUCGAAACCACAGGCACCUACCAGCUCAAAGACACGGAGCUCAUCUAUGGGGCAAAGCACGCCUGGCGGAAUGCCUCCCGCUGCGUCGGCAGGAUCCAGUGGUCCAAGCUGCAGGUGUUCGAUGCCCGUGACUGCACCACAGCUCAUGGGAUGUUCAACUACAUCUGCAACCACAUCAAGUAUGCCACCAACAAAGGGAACCUCCGGUCUGCCAUCACCAUAUUUCCCCAGAGGACUGACGGCAAGCACGAUUUCCGAGUCUGGAACUCUCAGCUCAUCCGCUAUGCCGGCUACAAGCAGCCCGACGGUUCCAUCCUAGGGGACCCAGCCAACGUGGAAUUCACAGAGAUCUGCACACAGCAGGGCUGGAAACCCCCAAGAGGCCGCUUCGAUGUCCUGCCACUCCUGCUCCAGGCCAACGGCAACGACCCCGAGCUCUUCCAGAUUCCUCCAGAGCUGGUAUUGGAAGUACCCAUCAGGCACCCCAAGUUUGAGUGGUUCAAGGAUCUGGGCCUGAAGUGGUACGGCCUCCCCGCUGUGUCCAACAUGCUGCUGGAGAUCGGCGGCCUGGAGUUCAGCGCCUGUCCCUUCAGCGGCUGGUACAUGGGCACAGAGAUUGGCGUCCGCGACUACUGUGACAACUCUCGAUACAACAUCCUGGAGGAAGUGGCCAAGAAGAUGAACUUGGACAUGAGGAAGACAUCCUCCCUGUGGAAGGACCAGGCACUGGUGGAAAUUAACAUUGCUGUCCUCUAUAGCUUCCAGAGUGACAAAGUGACCAUCGUUGACCACCACUCUGCCACCGAGUCCUUCAUUAAGCACAUGGAGAAUGAAUACCGCUGCCGAGGGGGCUGCCCUGCUGACUGGGUGUGGAUUGUGCCCCCCAUGUCUGGCAGCAUCACCCCUGUCUUCCACCAGGAGAUGCUCAACUACCGGCUUACCCCCUCCUUCGAAUACCAGCCGGAGCCUUGGAACACCCAUGUCUGGAAAGGUACCAAUGGGACUCCCACAAAGCGGCGAGCCAUCGGUUUCAAGAAGCUGGCAGAAGCCGUCAAGUUCUCGGCCAAGCUCAUGGGGCAGGCAAUGGCCAAGAGGGUCAAGGCGACCAUCCUUUAUGCCACUGAGACGGGCAAGUCACAGGCCUAUGCUAAAACCUUGUGUGAGAUCUUCAAACAUGCUUUUGAUGCCAAGGUGAUGUCCAUGGAAGAAUAUGACAUUGUACACCUGGAGCAUGAAACUCUGGUCCUGGUGGUUACCAGCACUUUUGGCAAUGGAGAUCCACCUGAGAAUGGGGAGAAAUUCGGCUGUGCUUUGAUGGAAAUGAGGCAUCCCAACUCUGUGCAUGAGGAAAGGAAGUACCCGGAACCCUUGCGUUUCUUUCCCCGUAAAGGGCCUCCCCUCCCCCAAGGUGACACAGAAGUCCAUGGUCUGGCUGCAGUUCGUGACAGCCAGCAGAGGAGCUACAAAGUCCGGUUCAAUAGUGUUUCCUCAUAUUCUGAUUCUCAUAAGUCAUCAGGUGAUGGGCCAGACCUCAGAGACAACUUUGAGAGUGCUGGACCCCUGGCAAAUGUGAGGUUCUCUGUGUUUGGCCUUGGCUCCCGGGCUUACCCUCACUUUUGCGCCUUUGGACAUGCUGUGGACACCCUCCUGGAGGAGCUGGGAGGAGAGAGAAUCCUGAAGAUGAGGGAAGGGGAUGAGCUCUGUGGACAGGAAGAGGCUUUCAGGACUUGGGCCAAGAAGGUCUUCAAGGCAGCCUGUGAUGUGUUCUGCGUGGGAGAUGAUGUCAACAUUGAAAAGGCCAACAACUCCCUCAUCAGCAAUGACCGCAGCUGGAAGAGAAACAAGUUCCGCCUCACCUAUGUGGCCGAAGCUCCAGAACUUACACAGGGUCUAUCCAACGUCCACAAAAAGCGGGUCUCAGCCGCUCGACUCCUCAGCCGUCAAAACCUUCAGAGCCCUAAAUCCAGCCGAUCAACCAUCUUCGUGCGUCUGCACACCAAUGGGAAUCAGGAGCUGCAGUACCAACCUGGGGACCACCUGGGUGUCUUCCCUGGCAACCGCGAGGACCUUGUGAAUGCUCUGAUCGAGCGGCUGGAGGAUGCACCCCCCGUCAACCAGCUGGUGAAGGUGGAGCUACUGGAGGAGCGCAACACGGCUCUGGGAGUUAUCAGUAACUGGACGGAUGAGCACCGCCUCCCACCCUGCACCAUCUUCCAGGCCUUCAAGUACUACCUGGACAUCACCACGCCGCCAACGCCACUGCAGCUGCAACAGUUUGCCUCCCUGGCCACCAGCGAGAAAGAGAAGCAGCGUCUCCUGGUCCUCAGCAAGGGUUUACAGGAGUACGAGGAAUGGAAAUGGGGUAAGAACCCCACCAUCGUGGAGGUGCUGGAGGAGUUCCCGUCCAUCCAGAUGCCUUCCACCCUGCUCCUAACCCAGCUGUCGCUGCUGCAGCCCCGCUACUAUUCCAUCAGCUCCUCCCCAGACAUGUAUCCAGAUGAGGUGCACCUCACCGUGGCCAUUGUCUCCUAUCGCACCGGAGAUGGAGAAGGACCAAUUCACCACGGCGUGUGCUCCUCCUGGCUCAACCGGAUACAGGCUGACGAAGUGGUCCCAUGUUUCGUGAGAGGAGCACCCAGCUUCCACCUGCCCCGAAAUCCCCAAGUGCCCUGUAUCCUCAUUGGCCCAGGCACUGGCAUCGCCCCUUUCCGAAGCUUCUGGCAGCAGCGGCAAUUUGAUAUCCAACACAAAGGAAUGAGUCCGUGCCCCAUGGUCCUGGUGUUCGGGUGCCGGCAGUCCAAGAUAGACCACAUCUACAGGGAGGAGACUCUACAGGCCAAGAACAAGGGGGUCUUCAGAGAACUGUACACGGCCUACUCCCGGGAGCCAGACAAACCAAAGAAGUAUGUGCAGGACAUCCUGCAGGAGCAGCUAGCAGAACCUGUGUACCGAGCCCUGAAGGAGCAAGGGGGCCACAUCUAUGUCUGCGGGGACGUCACCAUGGCCGCCGAUGUCCUCAAAGCCAUCCAGCGCAUCAUGACCCAGCAGGGGAAACUCUCCGUAGAGGACGCAGGCGUGUUCAUCAGCAGGCUGAGGGAUGACAACCGGUACCAUGAGGAUAUUUUCGGGGUCACCCUUCGAACGUAUGAAGUGACCAACCGCCUUAGAUCUGAAUCCAUUGCCUUCAUUGAAGAGAGCAAAAAAGACACCGAUGAGGUUUUCAGCUCCUAAUUGGAUCCUCUUGCCCAGACGACUGGCAGGGGGGCCGUCCCAUGCGCCCCGGCGGGACGGCUGCAGGUUUUAUAAGUGUGGACACUGCUGAACCUUCCCUAUGGGACCCCAUGUGGCCCCCAGCUGUCCUUCUCGUCCUGUCGCUGUGGUUUUUCCUCUUCUGGGUCCUCGCCCCUCAGUGAUUUCCUUGGCCCCCUUGGGUUUUCUCCUUGAGUUUUCCUGCUGCAAUGCAAUGCCUUUAUAAUCCACAGUGGCUCUUACAAAACUAAUUCCCCCUCACCCUCUUCCCAACAAGGGCAAAUCACCGGUGCAUGAAAUCACUGGAACAUGGCCGUUGCUCGUGUUAGGGCUUGUUUUCUGGGAGAAGGCUGCAGGGACUGGUCAGGAGAGUCUUCUGAGCCAGUCUAUCUGCCGCUGAAGCCUCCCUUUAUCCUUUUUUAUGAUGACGUCCUGAUCGCGUGCACGCAUGUGUGUGUGGGUGUGUGUGCACAGGUGUGCGUGCGUGUGACAGGCCUGGGCCUCCGUCUGCCUGUGUAAGUGUGUUCCCUGCAGACUCUCAGUGCCAGGAACCGUGCCCUAGCUCUUCACGCGUCCAUAAUUAAUAUCUAUGCUCGUCGUGUCCCUGAAACACUUGUCCUGGUUACAAAGGGCAGGGCAAGGCCAGCGUGAUGAUUAAGGAGGGAGCCUCCAUCAAAAGGGGGCUCACAGAAUUGCUUGCAUUUAGAUUCUGGCACCGGUUAGCAGAGCCCUCGCUGGGAAACUAACCCGUCUGGUGGAUUAAGCACACCUCCUCUGCAACCCUAACCCUGCCCCAGAUGGGAUCACCUGAUUUGGCCCUCCCCAGACAGUCCCACCCAGAACACCGGAGAAGUAAUCUCCAAGAGAGUAUGUGGGAAAUAAGAAUUGUCCCAUCUUUGCCACCGGGUGACUUCGGACAGGUUACUUUACCUCAGUUUCCCCUCGUGAUGUGAUGAAGCUAAAACAGUUGGAAGAGAUCAGAUUUUUAAAGUGGUAGAGACUGGAAACAAUAUCAAGGAAGAGUAUCAUUGCUAUUUUUUUAUUGCCCCAAAUGCCCCAAAGACUCACCCUUCUACCCUAGGAAGGAAAUAAUAGAAGCCGCUAACGCGGAUAGGUUGGAGAAGGAAGCCACCAUGAGGCACCAACAGGGCUUCUUUUACAGGACCACAACGCACGGUGGCCUGGUCCUCAUGCCCUUGGCCUUCUAAAAGUGAUCCCCCAAGUCUCUAGCCUGAUCAAAUAAUUUUGACAAAUAAAUUGAGCCUUGACUCCCAUCCAAAAUGAGCAUCACAGUCUUGUCUUCAGUGACAAUCAGCCAGUUGCAGUUUGUCCUCAGCAGGUUGCCUGUCCGAAUGAAUGAGCUGGGAGGGUCCCUCUCUACCUGGAAGUGCUCAGAAUCAGUGACAGGCCUGGAGGGAGCCACAAAAUUCCUGGAGGGGCCUGCCCUGCCCCCCCUCCACCCCCAGGGUAAAGGAGAAGCCUUCCUGGAGGGGAAGCCUGCCACCCUGUAUGUUCUUCUGUUCUGUUGCAUUAUGUUUUGUCCUACAGAGAGACACAUUGCCUUUCUAUAUGGCACAAUGGGUAUUUCCUGAUGCUCCGUUUAGGAGGCUGCCAAAGAGAAAGGGCACUGGCCCUCUCUGGAAGGGCCUUGGGACACAGGGUGCCAAAGAGGUGUCCCCAGGAGGAGACAACCUCCAAGAUUCCUAAAGGCAAAGGACAAGCUAGACAUGGCCUUUCUUCUCCACCCUCUGGGGCAGCCCCCCUCCCUCUUGGGAUUUUGGGAUCCCAUUCCCUACCCCCCAACGCUGAGCUGUUUUCCCUGUUACCACGUCUGCACUUCCUGUGUGCCAAGCACCUUCUUCAUGCAUCCCUGCCCCUAGUAGCAGGCUGGCGCUUGGAAACUCAUCUUGUCUAUCCGACACAGCGAUUAUAGAACCUGGAUGCAUCCUUCUUCCCGAGAAGGAUUUUUUGUUUUUAAGGUAAACACCUUUCAACCCCCAUCACAAGCCACUUCCGGACUCCCCGCUGGAAGAUUCUGGUCUGAUGUAUUUCUCUCAUUUGCCAGAAUCCCUGUUAUGAACAGCCUCCCUGUAAGGAGCCUAUCAAAGGGGCAGAGUGUGAAAUCUUGAUUUAGGGGUUAGCUCUGAUCCAGAGUGGGUCAAUGCUGCCCUCUGGUGGUGGUUUUUUACGUCAGUUCCCAGUAGCCAAAUCUGGCACAAAAAUUGGUUUCACAACAAGUGGGCAGAAAAGUAGGAUUGAUUGGGCAUUUGGGGGUUACCUAGAUUACAGACCUUUUUGUCCAUCUUCCCCCAGGACUGGCCUGCAGUGGCUCCAACUCCAUUUAACAAAAGUGAGUUUGGCCAGAAGGAAGGAGACAUCCCCUAAAAUGGGGAAAAGCUGAAAUGGCCAUGCCCCCCACCCCAUCAUUACUAGGAAACCAAUUGCCCCACCUUGUGUUACAAAAGGAGCAGAGGUCAUUAAACUCCCUGAGAGGAGGAGGAUUUUCCCGCUUGGUUUCUAAGGAGGGAGAUGGCCAGAUAUCCUUUCCAUUCAGGGAAAUGCUUCAGAUCCACCAAAGUGGAGCCUUUGGAAGCAGCCCUGCAUCCAAAUGCUAACUCUUGCGCUCCCCACUUCCCAUUUCUGCAGACAGCCCUGGGCUGGCGACUUAACCUUCCCAUGUCUCUAUAUCCCCUUAUAGAACAAAGCGGGUUAAAUGAGAUAAUGCCCAAAAAAUAGCCAGGUCCUGGCCCACUGAAGCUUUCAAAUUUUAUUUUUCCAUAUCAUCAAUACCUGUAUGCAGAAGUCACAGCGGAGCGUACGGUUUGUAAAGAUGAUUGGAAUCUCGUAUGUAGACACACAAUUCUUAGAAUUGCCAUAAAUGUCUGGGAUUUGAGAAAUGGGUGGAUUCCACCUACAGGUUUAGGGAGAUAAGAUAUCCAGGAAGUAGGAAGAGUGGGAGGAAAGGCGCAGGUGGGAGUGUGUUGUAGUAAAUCGAGGCUGGCUUCAGGCACAGCUUUGGAAGGCUGAGGAUGAUGAGCCAGAUGCUGGGAAGGUGAGCAAGGACCAGGUGGUAGGGACAGGUGAGCACAUGUCAAGGAAUUUGGACUAUUUGGUAGGCAGCAGGGGAUCCCUAGGAAUGUUUUUCAAACAGGAAAAGUAAGGUAAUUGGAGUUGUGCUUGGAAAAGAAUAUUCUGGCUGCAGCACAGAGCCUGGACAGCUGGUCUGCUGAUCUGUAGACUAUUGCAGUAACCAAGGCUGGAAGGAGGGAAAAGGCAGAUGUAGUGAUACAGUGACUCCAGGGGCUGAUCAGCAAGACCUGGAGACCUGUCUGUUGUGGAGAAGGAAAACAAAUGAAAAAGUCAAGAGUCUUACCUCUAGGCAGAGAAAGGAGUCUCAUGAGAAAAAGCAGCCUCAGGGAAAGAUGAGUUUGCAGUUGUUGACAUGAUAGCCAGCUUACCCACCAGCCAACAGGGUGCAUCCUUCCAAGGUCCAGCCAUGCCUAGAUGCACAGAAAGAAAACUGACCCCAGGCCAAUUAGACAUUGGCCUUAGAAUAUAGGAUUCUCUUGCCAAACACAUUCUCAGCAGCCACCUGCUUUGGACUUACAAAAGGAGGUCAGGUUUUGCCCUAAGUCCAAAACAAGUGAGAUUUUCUGACCCAGAUCACAGGCAAACUGUCUCUCUGCCAGGAUGGGCAAGCCAGAUGUCUGGGCCCUUCCACCGCUAGAGCGCUGACCACUCAUGCCUUCGGGAGAACUGUGGGGUUAAGAUUUUGUGUUAAACUCACCAUUAACUUGUAUAUUUACAUCUCCACUGCCCUGACCUCCAGCAUGUCGCCACCUUACGAGCAAAGCCUUCUGUUUGAAUUGGCAGGUUAAUCUGAGACUUCCUGCAGGUGACAAGGAGAAAGAAAUAUUCAUCCAGGCAUCCUGUAUGACUUGUGUGUACUCCUUGAUGUCUCCCAGCCCUUGUCAAGUUUCCUGCAUCCAAAUGUCCUGUUUGGCUUAAGAAUUAUAGACCAGGGGCUGGGAUGAUGGAAGAUAGAUCUGAGAGUCCCUGCCCCCCAGAACUCAACACAGAUGGUCCCCACGAACCUGAAUCUGACCUUUGGAGGCUGACACCAGCCUGGUCUCUCCUAUUUCUGUCAUAUGUACCUGUCCACCCCAGGUUUCCACCUAGUGGCCAAAGCUGCCUCUCCCCAAACCCUGAGGAGUCUCAAACCUACUUGAGGACCUAAGUAAACUCUCACCCCCGGAACAUGGGUGGGUCUUGAGUCGAUUCUCUAUUAAUAUCUGUCAAAACCACAUGCAAGGGAGGAGGUCAGGGUUAAAUAUACCUUUGUUUGUUUACGAGUUUGUCUUGUCCUGGAAGAUCUGAACGGUUCUGAAGAAGCAAAGCAUGUCUGUCUGGUCCAGGACAGAGACUGUUCUGAAGGAGGUGGCCCUGGCAUGCAGGAGCAAAUCUGCCUUAAAAUGCUGCUUUCCAUAGUCUUCUAGAAAAUGAGUCCAGGACAUCCAAGUGCCCAGACUUGACUCUGGUCCAGGGUCAGCCAAUCUUUGUACUAUUGGCAUUUGGGGCUGGAGAAUUCUUUGUGCUGGAGGCUGCCCUGUGCAUUGUAUGCAGGAUGUUGAAUGGCAUCCCUGGCGACCACUCACCAGAAGCCAGUAGCAGUCCCCCUACCCCCACCAAAUGUGACACCCCCACCAAAUGUGACAACCAAAUAGGUCUUCAGGCAUUGUCAGAUGUCCCCAGGGGGCAAAAGAAUCUCUCCUGGCUGCCCCAGACCUUUGCAUCAGGGAACUUCUGGAGUCAGUGAAGCAGCCCUCAGCCCGAUGGCUUUGUUUCCAUUAUCUGAGACUCCAAGGAUUGGUGGGGGAUGGGGGGGCGAGGGGGGGAGGGUGAAAAAGUGGUUUCACAAAUUCCCUCCCAAGACAGAAGGAUGACGGUUUUAUUUUGGCAAGAUGCUGUGCCCUUGGCAUCGCUUUAAUUAUGACCCAGAGAGGCCCGAUGCCAUGCACCCUGCCUCCACCCUGUUUUCCUUAUGUCGUGCUGUCUUGUGAUCAUAGGACCACUCAGGGCUCAGCAGUGGUUUCCUGGAAGGCAGAGAGAGAGAGAGAGAACAUGCAGGUGGCCGCCCCUCCAUGCUGUACCAGUGGGUUUCCAUUCGGGGUUGAGGAGCCGGGGAGGUGGGCAGACCGGGUGUCGCAUGUCACCACACACACGCUGUCAGAAACUCGGACGUCCCCCUACCUCUGAGCUCUCGAUGCUGCUAAUGUCUGCCUAGUGUCCCGUGCGCUCUGGCACCUUCCUCCGAGGACCGAUGCCCGCCCCAACGCUCCUCGCGAGGUUGUCCAAGCUGUGUUCACCGCAUGCUCUCCUUCUGCAUUGUCCUCAUCUUCUAACUUGAUGGAAUUCAACAAAAGUCUAAUUAUGCCUGUUUGCAUUAUGGUUACAAUAUUAAAAAGUGGAGUUGACUUCA
Nyctereutes procyonoides (raccoon dog) is the source of this 10268-nucleotide messenger RNA. It is a transcript of the gene NOS1, whose product is annotated as nitric oxide synthase 1. NCBI's taxonomy places the organism in Eukaryota, Metazoa, Chordata, Mammalia, Carnivora, Canidae. Gene Ontology annotation, biological process: nitric oxide biosynthetic process. The transcript is spliced from 29 exons. Bases 374 to 4771 code for a protein of 1465 amino acids. Gene Ontology annotation, molecular function: NADP binding; FMN binding; flavin adenine dinucleotide binding. The record is from RefSeq and is a predicted model, not a curated record.